AUGUUUGGUUUCUAUGAAAAGCCAAAUUACCCUGAUGUAUAUAUGAAAAUACAUGAACCAAAUCCGAACGGUUCUUUUUUCAGUAGCUAUUUAAAUCAACAGUCUGUCAUUGCUGAUCCGAAGACUGGCGCACGCCAGAGUAGCAUGGUUUUGACCAAUAAUGAAUAUUCGGAAGUCAAAACAAUGAUGGACGUAUUCCAUAGAGGGCUAUCUUUAUCCCGUUCAAGAAAGUUUUUAGGUAGCAGAUAUACUACUAAUGAGCCAUAUUCAUGGAUUACUUAUCAAGAAGUUGAUGAGAAAAUUCAGGCUUUUGGAUCAGCGCUUGUUGGAAUUAUGAAUAAGUAUCCAGAGUCAGAAAGGUUUGUAGGUGUUUACGGUCGAAAUUCACCACAGUGGUUUAUUACACAAUAUGCCUGUUUUUGUUACUCGUACACUGUUGUCCCUCUGUAUGCUACUUUGGGUGAUCCAGCUAUGCAACAUAUUCUUAAACAAACUGGGCUCGUCAUAUUAAUGUGCCAUUCAGCAGAUUUAGCUAUCAAGAUCCUAGAGAACUUUAAUUCAUCAUUAAAAGUCAUUAUCAUUGCUGUCCAGGAUCAAAGUUUUGAAGAUCUAAAAGCCCAGUAUAGUUCUUCGGUGAACAUUUAUUCAUUUGAUGAAUUCUCGGAUCUUGGAAGAAGUGAUCUUAAACCAAAAAUUCCUCCAGCUGAGAAAGAUCUAUGCCUCAUCUGUUAUACUAGCGGCAGUACAGGCUUGGCCAAGGGUGUCAUGAUUAGUCAUGAAAAUUUGGUAGAUACAAUCUGCUCUACAAUGGAGUCUACGGAAGCAAAGUUGUAUUGUCGGAAUUCUGUUCACAUUUCAUAUCUACCUUUUGCUCAUGUAAUGGAGCAAGUUACUUCGGCUGCUGCUGUAUUUUGUGGGGCACAAAUCGGAUUUCUUACUGGAGCAAUUACUGGCUUGUUAGAUGAUGCUCAGGCUCUAAAACCUACAGUACUUCCGGCGGUUCCACGUGUCUUGUCGCGUAUAUAUGAAAGAUACCAGAAUGCACUUGGUAAUUCAUUUUUAAAAAGGUAUCUAUAUGAAUAUACUCUUAAAAGAAAUCUAAAGAUUUUAAACAGUGGGAAAAUUAAUCGUGAUGAUAUUCUUGACACACUUUUUUUCAAGAAGCUCCGUCAGGCUCUUGGUGGAAGGGUAUGUAUGAUAGUUACAGGGGGUGCACCAAUUUCACCAGAGCUGUUCAACUUCUUUCGAGCUGCUUUCAAGGGUCUUAUUGUCGCAGGUUACGGAUCAACUGAAGUUUCCGGUGUAACUAGCGUAACUGUCUUAGGGGAAUCUCAUGAAGGUACUGUCGGUGCGAUCACUUCUAGGAUCGAAGUCAAACUUGGUGAUGUCUUAGAUAUGGAUAUUGUAGCUCUCAGAGAUAACAGAGGCGAGAUAUGUAUUAAAGGGAAACGGUGUACCAAAGGUUAUUUCCAAGACCCUGAAAGUACAGCCCAAAUUAUUGAUGCUGAUGGUUGGUUACAUACUGGUGACAUUGGAGAAUGGACUACUGAAGGCGCUUUGAAAAUUGUUGAUCGUGUAAAAAGUAUGUUCAAGUUGGCACAGGGCGAAUAUGUAGCUCCAGAAAAAAUAGAAGUGAUUUAUCAGAACUGUCAACUUAUAGACCAAAUAUUUGUUGAUGGGAAACCGGAACAAAAUUUCCCUGUCGCUGUUGUCACUCCGAAUUUCGUAAACUUACGUUCAUGUAUUAAUUCUUACCUAAAAUCUGGUUGUAAUGUAGAUGAUGGGAAAAUAUUCGAUCUGAAACAAUCAGAUAUUUCUCGAUUAUCUGACACCGAUAUUUGCAAAAACAUAGAAAUUCGACGAUUUGUUUUGCGAAAAAUGAAUGAAGUCGCAACAGAAAAGGGAUUAAAGAUAUUUGAAAUGGUACAAUCUAUCUACCUAACUGAUAAUCCAUUUACUGUUGAAAAUGGAUUGUUAACUCCAACCAUGAAAAUAUCACGUCAAAAUGCCCGUCGACACUUUCAAUCUAUCGUUGAAUCACUAUACUCGGAAAGAGAUGUUCUGAAGGUCAAUGCAUAA
Molecule: messenger RNA, 2079 nt
Organism: Schistosoma guineensis
Lineage: Eukaryota; Metazoa; Platyhelminthes; Trematoda; Strigeidida; Schistosomatidae
Source: the annotation of a GenBank genome assembly